AUGGUUUCAAUGGAGGUCGCCAGCCGCUCAGGCGGUGCCAUGACGCAACUCUUGCGACGUUCCGGUCCUAAUGCCAUUCGAUCAACCACCGUUCUAUCUAACAACACAAGGAGAACCUUCUCAAGCGCGAAGCCUCUUCCUCCUACUUACGAAAAGUUAUACACCAAGUACACCGAUGUCCGCCGAGUUCUCGGCAAGCAGCGUCUGACCCUCGCCGAGAAGAUCCUCUACAGCCAUCUCGACAACCCCGAGGACUCCUUGCUGAAUAACACCGACAAUGGACGAAACAUUCGCGGGAAGGCCAAUUUGCGCCUCAAGCCCGACCGUGUCAACAUGCAGGAUGCUUCUGCUCAGAUGGCUAUUCUUCAGUUCAUGUCCUGUAACUUGGCCAAGCCUGCAAUCCCUGCAAGCAUUCAUUGUGACCACUUGAUUGUUGGCUCCAAGGGUGCUGAGGAUGAUUUGUCUGCUGGUAUCCAGACUAACAAGGAGGUUUUUGAUUUCCUUGAGUCUGCAGCGCGCAAGUAUGGAAUGGACUUUUGGCCUCCUGGUGCUGGUAUUAUCCACCAGACCGUUCUUGAGAACUAUGCUCUUCCUGGAUUGAUGAUGCUUGGUACCGACUCCCACAGCCCCAAUGCUGGCGGUCUUUCUACAAUCACCAUUGGCGUUGGUGGUGCAGAUGCUGUUGAGGCCCUUGUCGGUGCUCCUUGGGAACUUAAGGCCCCCAAGAUUUUGGGCGUGCAACUUGUCGGCAAGCUGAGCAACUGGGCUUCUCCCAAAGACGUCAUUCUCCGGCUUGCUGGCCACCUCACAGUCCGUGGUGGUACUGGCUCCAUCAUUGAGUAUUUUGGUGAAGGCGUCGAAAGCCUAAGCGCCACCGGCAUGGCUACUAUCUGCAACAUGGGUGCUGAAGUCGGUGCCACAACCUCGAUCUUUCCUUACACCAAGGCUUCAGCCAGAUACCUUGACUCGACCCGACGAUCUCAGGCGAACAAGAACAUUGAAGCUCUGGAGACCUUCGCCAGCAACAGCUCCGACCCUGAUGCUCGAUGGCAAUUCAAGGCCGACGAGGGUGCUGAAUAUGACGAACUCAUCACCAUCGAUCUUUCGACUCUCGAACCUCACAUUAAUGGCCCUUUUACACCAGAUCUGGCCACACCACUCUCCAAGUUCAAAGAAGUUGUGAAGGAACAGGACUGGCCCCAGGUUCUUUCCGCUGGUCUCAUUGGUAGCUGCACCAACAGCUCUUACGAGGAUAUGACCCGAGUCGAGAGUUUGCUCAAGGAUGCCAAGAAGGCCGGGCUGAAGCCUGCUGCCGACUUCUACAUCACUCCCGGAAGUGAGCAGAUUCGCGCCACGCUUGAGCGCGAUGGCACACUCGAGACAUUCCAGGAGGCCGGCGGCAUUGUUCUCUCCAAUGCCUGUGGUCCCUGUAUUGGUCAGUGGAAGCGACAAGAUGGUGUUGAGAAGGGCACAAGUAAUGCUAUUCUGACCUCGUAUAACCGAAACUUCCGUGGUCGAAAUGAUGGCAAUCCUGAUACCAUGAACUUUCUGGCCUCUCCCGAGAUCGUUACCGCCAUGGCCUUUGCCGGAUCCACUACUUUCAACCCUGUGACUGAUAGCAUCAAGACGCCAGAUGGCAAGGACUUCAUGUUCUCCCCUCCUCAUGGUCUCGAGGGCCCCCAGACUCCUUUCGAGUCUGGCAACGCCGAACUGGGUGUUUUAUCCCAGGCCCCUGACCCCAACACCAAGAUUGCCAUCUCUCCCACUUCCGAGCGUUUGGCCUUCCUUGAACCCUUUGCUCCUUUCCCCUCGUCUGAUCUCUCAGGCCUUCGCGUUCUUGUCAAGGUCACAGGCAAAUGCACCACCGAUACCAUCUCCGCAGCCGGCCCUUGGCUCAAGUACAAGGGCCAUCUGCCUAACAUUAGCACCAAUACACUCAACACUGCCAUCAACAAGGAGACCGGUGAGGUCAACGCUGCCUACGACCUCGACGGCUCCAAGCACACUAUCCCUGAGCUUGGCCAACUCUGGAAGGAACGUGGCCAAGAGUGGCUUGUCGUUGCUGAGCACAACUAUGGCGAGGGCUCAGCCCGCGAACACGCUGCCCUGCAGCCUCGCUACCUUGGUGCCCGUGUUGUUCUGACAAAAUCGUUUGCCCGUAUUCACGAGACCAACCUCAAGAAGCAGGGCGUUGUACCUUUGACUUUUGAGAACGAGGCUGACUAUGAUAAGAUCGCCGCUGGUGAUGAGGUUGCCACUGUCGGCCUAUAUGAGAUGCUCCAGAAUGGUGGCAAGGGCGAUGUCCGGCUUCGUGUCACUAAGUCUUCCGGUGAGGAGAUCCUCAUUCCCACCAAACACGCUGUUACCAAGGACCAGGCUGGUUUCAUUCUUGCUGGCAGUGCUCUCAACCUGCUGUCUAAGGGCAUAUAA
Messenger RNA from Fusarium musae, 2430 nucleotides. RefSeq lists its product as uncharacterized. The coding region runs from base 1 to 2430 and encodes 809 amino acids. Gene Ontology annotation, molecular function: 4 iron, 4 sulfur cluster binding; aconitate hydratase activity. Lineage: Eukaryota; Fungi; Ascomycota; Sordariomycetes; Hypocreales; Nectriaceae. Gene Ontology annotation, cellular component: mitochondrion; cytosol. The transcript is spliced from 3 exons. The record is from RefSeq and is a predicted model, not a curated record. Gene Ontology annotation, biological process: tricarboxylic acid cycle.